Molecule: messenger RNA, 2088 nt
Organism: Chrysemys picta bellii (western painted turtle)
Lineage: Eukaryota; Metazoa; Chordata; Testudines; Emydidae
Product: probable G-protein coupled receptor 152
Biological process (GO): G protein-coupled receptor signaling pathway
Cellular component (GO): membrane
Molecular function (GO): G protein-coupled receptor activity
Source: RefSeq, a predicted model, not a curated record
GGCCUGCCUGGUGCUGCCCCCACUGAGACUGCUGGGAGCGGUGGAUGGAGCCGGUUAACACCUCGCACGCCAACCAGACGGAACCCUUUAUUCCAGCAUCAUGGCGAGCAGCCUUCCUAAUCGGCACGCUGGGCAUCGGGCUGCCCGCCAAUGCCUUCAUCAUCUGGCUAACAGGGUGGCGGCUGCGGCGCCGGGGCCUCUCCGUCUUCAUCCUAAGCCUGGCCACCUCUGACUUCCUCUUCCUCUCCACCUCAGUCAUGCAGAUCAUGGAGACCCUGCUGGACGACAACUGGGUGCUGGGCACCCCCAUGUGCCGCCUGCGCCACGUCCUCUACGACUUGAGCUACCACUGCAGCCUCUUCCUGCUGGCCGCCCUCAGCGUGGACCGCUGCCUGCUGGUGCUGCUGCCCCUCUGGUACCGCUGCCACCGCCCCCUGUGGCUCUCCAGCUACAUUUGCCUGGGCGCCUGGCUGGUGGCCGCCCUGCUCAGCAUCAAGGGCUUCGUCUUCGCCAACGUUGUCCUGCAACCAGAUGGGGUGCUCGUCUGCUCUAACAACCGGGGCAAAUAUGAGUGGCCCCUGCGCCUGCUGGAGGUGCUGCUGGAGGGACUCUUCCCCUUCAUCGUCAUGGUGACCACCCAUGCCACCACCUUGUCCCGCACCUUCCGGCGCCACACCCGGUCCCCCAGCCAGUUCUACCGCAUCGUGGCCGCCACCCUGUCAGCCUAUGUGCUGCUCAACCUCCCCUUCCAGAUCAUCCAGCUGCUCUUUCUGGUCUCCUGGCAGCACAAGGAGUUCAACUAUCGCAUCUUCCCCUUCAUGGUCUACUUUGGCUACCUGAUCAACCUCAACAGCAGCAUCAACCCUCUCAUCUACAUCUUCUUCGGCUCCAACAUCUGCACGGGCUGCGGUCGCCACACGACCUCCUCCCUUGCCACAGCCCUCACCGAGGAGCAAGGGAAAAGCCCUGGGGACACGCCCAGCACGUCCUUCUCAGCCUAGCCCUGCCAGCAAGACCCUGCUCUCCUCUCCCUUCGUGGCCCAGCCCCUGCUCUGGCCCAGCUCCAGUCACCAGUCGAAUGGCCACUGGCUCCCCUGACUGGGCCUGGCCACAAGGAGGCGGGUCUGUGCACGAUUGUAGGUUCACUAGUGCUAAGCCUUGUGUAAAUGGGUGCAAGGUGGGGCUUGGUCAGGCAUAACCAGAUCCAGGAAGCUACCAGGAGAAGUUACACCAGUGCCAAGGCCCAGUUUGCCCCAUUUCCUCAGCCUAGGCAAGCUCCAGCGGGGACAGAUCCUCAGCAGAUGCAAACCAGGCCUAGCUCCAUGCAGGUCAAUGGCCCGGGAACACCAGGCCCUGGGCAGGGCAAUGUAAACACUGACGUGGCUGCAGCUGCCAACCCACAGGUGCCAGGAGACACUGCAAUGAAGGGGACUCUGCCCCUUUGGGCCUAUUUGUGCUGGGCAAUCUUGCCUUUAGGUGUGGCUCCAAGGUCACUGUGUUUUAAUACCGUGGCUGUUCUGCACACUACAGCCAGAUUCCCAGCGCUGAGGAUACAGGUGCCCCCCUAACUCUGUCCCCCUGAGCCCCUGCAGCCUGACUGUUCUGGCCUGCAGAAAGCAGGCCCAGUCUCCUCUUAGCACACAUGACUAUGACACAGAAGCUGCAGCCCAAGUGUAUGUUGUGGGGGGGCUGCAUCAGAACCACACACCCGAAGGGUCAGAAUUAAGGCCAUGGGACUGUCCUGGGGAUCCUCACCUUCCCACACCCACCAGGGGUGGGUACUACUCCCCCCUACCACACAAUGGGGGCAGGCCAGCCCAAAGAGGGCCACACCCCACAGCUUUAAUUCUGACCCCUUGGGCAUGUGGUUCUUUAAUUCUGACCUUCCACGCACACACACAGAGCUCCCCCCCAGUUUCCCCCAGCAGGGUGUCCAGUGUGUGGGCCUGGCUGCCUGCCAGCACUUCCUGCUAGGGACUCAGAGCCAUCUUUGCCCCCACCAGGCAGGUGGGGUAAGAGAGGUGCCCUGGAUAUGCGCUGAGCUCAUGUCAGCCCAGGGGCUCCCAGGUGAGUGACCGCAGGUAGGGG